Molecule: messenger RNA, 1377 nt
Organism: Sinocyclocheilus anshuiensis
Lineage: Eukaryota; Metazoa; Chordata; Actinopteri; Cypriniformes; Cyprinidae
Product: gamma-glutamylcyclotransferase-like
Exons: 4
Coding region: 293-1105 (270 amino acids)
Molecular function (GO): gamma-glutamylcyclotransferase activity
Source: RefSeq, a predicted model, not a curated record
AAUCAGUUACAUAAAAACUUGGUCUAAUUUGAAUCUGAAAAGCAAGACAGAUUACCACUUGGUUAACUGCUAAUUAGUCAAACUAGUUCUUAAGACACGAGUCUUGUUUAUGCAACUGGCCCCAGGGCACUUUCUGUUGUUCGGAUGCAUUUCAUGUUCCCAUUAUAAACGUCUUAAUAUAUUGGGACACCUGCAUUAUUUUAGGUGAAUUUUCACUGCUUAAAGGUUAUUCCUGCUGCUUCCACUAGAGGGACAGUUGGGAAAGUUCUUGCUAGCCGUUGGGAUCAGAUGAAUGCAGGCGUUCAUGUUAGCCGUUUGGCGCACAAUAGAUUUGCAUGAGAAUGGAGUGCUGCUGAAAGCUCCGGUAACAGAGGUGUUUUCCAUCUCAUUCACUCUGCCUCUGAGCCCCGCUGACCUGAUUCCACACGCAAAUAUGUCCCUCUUCCAUUUCCUCACCCUGUCCCUCCUCCUCCUCUUCCUCAUCCUCAUCCUCGUCCUCCUUGUCCCUCUGCCCUCUGAAGACUCAAUGAUGGACAACAGCACCGACCACCAGAACAGAUCCACCUUCCUGUACUUCGCUUACGGCAGUAAUCUUCUGAAGGAGCGACUGCAGCUGAAGAACCCGUCAGCCACCAUCUACUGCGUGGCCAAACUCAAGGACUAUAAACUGGUCUUCGGGAACCAUAAAGGACUGGCGAGUCAGCGCUGGCAUGGCGGUGUUGCGACCAUCGAGCACUGCCCGGGGGACGACGUGUGGGGCGUCGUGUGGAGGAUGAACAUGUCGGACCUCGAGUCCCUGGACAGGCAGGAGAAUGUGAAAAUGGGCACCUACAGUCCAGUGGAGAUGAACGUCUCCACCAGCAACCAGGACCUCAGCUGUCGGAUGUAUAUCAUGAACAGCUGCAUUUAUGCGCCACCGUCGCUGCAGUAUCUACAGGUUAUUGUGAUGGGCGCGGAGCAGAACGGGCUUCCGAAGGACUAUCAGGACAAACUCAGGUCUAUUGAAACCAACAAAUACGAGGGACCUCUGCCUGUGAUGGAAGAACUGGAGAAAGCUUUGAAAAAAUCCAAAGAAAGGACAGAAGUGAUUCAAUCUGAUGAUUAGCAUCAUAAAUGCUGUCUAUGUGCACACUUAUCUGUAGUCUAUAGAAUGUACACCACAGCACAACGCUAGUAGACAGGUUCGUUCUGUUUUUAACUCAGAAGAAUGUGCAGUAUUUGUAACAUUUAACAAAACAGUUGCAUAAAGUAUUUGUUGCCGGCAUUCAUUAUGUUGUGUUCUGCUUGUGUUAUUUUCACUUCUGACUGUAGUAAAAACCCUUUUGGAACCUCCAUUUUUAAGAGUUUAUGCCAAAAUGUAAUCAAAUAAGAUUAGAU